Rana temporaria (common frog) is the source of this 2414-nucleotide messenger RNA. Its product is annotated as antigen WC1.1-like. The transcript is spliced from 7 exons. Gene Ontology annotation, cellular component: membrane. The coding region runs from base 50 to 1954 and encodes 634 amino acids. The record is from RefSeq and is a predicted model, not a curated record. NCBI's taxonomy places the organism in Eukaryota, Metazoa, Chordata, Amphibia, Anura, Ranidae.
UAACUGUGACAGGAGAUGACUCUUCACAGUCACUCUGUGAUCCUCAAUCAUGUUGCUUCUUAUCCUCCUGAUCAUCAGCACAACCUGCCUGUCAGUAAGUGCUCAAGGCUGUUCCAGCGGUGUGCCCUCUUCUGCUCACAUAAUCAUAUAUAGUGAUGCUUUUGAAUAUCUGAGACAUCUAGAAGACUUUCAGACUAUCCGAAAGUUGGUGGAAGCCUUCAACAGUUCCUCCAAUGAAGUCAAGAUUGAGCUUUAUUCGUAUGACCCCAAGAUGCUGGGAAAUUACAUCAGAACGCAUCAGGCCCUUGGAUCAGCUGCUUACUCUGUGACUAAGGAUUACAUUAUAACAUAUAUAGACUCCAUGAUAUGGCAGCCACCAGCCACCACCGAGCGCAAGUCACAUAUCCUUAUCCUGCUUUUGAGCCACUCUUAUCCUCACGUAUUCAUGAAGCCUAAAAUCCACAAGCUGAAGAGGGCCGGGUUCCAGAUCUUCACACUGGUCUAUGGAGCGCUGAGAGAGUACGAGCUGGAGGAAGUGGCCACCUACCCAGCAGAGUGGCACUCGUACAGCCGGAUGAACUUCCAGAGCAGUGACCGUGCCGCCGAGGCCCUUGUGAGAUCUGCAUGUCGGAAUAUCGAGGCAAAGGAACGCGUAGCAAAGAAACAGCUUCUGUCUGAGGUUCGUCUGGUUGGUGGAAAUGGACCAUGUCAAGGUAGGGUGGAGCUGUUCUACAACCAGACGUGGGGCACCCUGAGUGACAAACACUGGGACAGGCAAGCUGCUGACGUCAUCUGUAGACAGCUGAAGUGUGGCCCCUCGGUGGAGGCUCAGAAGGGCGACACAUUUGGGGGCCAUGUCCUGGAAAAGGUGGAUUGUACAGGGGAUGAGAGUGACGUUUCACAGUGCUUAUUGGGAGCCUGGACUGGGAGAGACGAUGUAAGGAGUGAGCACAGUGCCGGUGUCACCUGCCUAUCCUCUGGUGUCAGUGGUGUCAGGCUGGUGGACGGGUCUGGUCGCUGUAACGGGACUGUGGAGGUGUCUGUGGACAACGUAUGGAGGAGGCUCUCCCUAUGGAACUUUGACUUGAGGGAGGGCGCAGUCGUUUGCCGAGAGAUGGGCUGUGGACCACUGGUGAAGGUGAAGGAGGUCUUUUCCACUUCUGGCACCCAGGCGGUGGAGAGAUCCCGAUGUUUUGGGUCAGAGUCAACGUUUUCGGAGUGCAGAAUUGGUCUUUGGAAGGCUGACACUAAACUACCGGACGUACAUGCUGCCGUAGUGUGUUCAGAGACAGCAAUUUCCAAGGUGUCAGUAGCUGAGGAGAGUGGUAAGUGUUCCGGAAAGGUGAAGAUCUUCUCCAAUGAGCUCUGGAGCACGGUCUGUGCAACAGAAUGGAGUGCAGCCGAAGAAGCGGUGCUUUGUAAGCAGCAGGGGUGCGGCCCAGCACUGGAGCUAGUUGAAGUCAAGAAGGUGGUUUUUAGAAGGGGCGUAACUACGCCGCAUACAAAUUUCCGCAACGUGCACUGCAGUGGCUCCGAAACGCAUCUGUCUCAAUGCAGCACCGUCAUGUCCAGAGGAUACAAAUGUUACUCCUGGGAGGCCUUGGUCUCGUGUUCACCAACAGGUGUCUCGGAGGUGAGGCUGGAGGGUGGUCCCCAUUCCUGCUCUGGACGGGUGGAGGUCCAGUAUAAGAAGAGGUGGGGGACAGUGUGUGACCAGGACUGGGACCUUUCUGAUGCUGAGGUGGUGUGUAGACAGGUUGGCUGCGGUCCUGCAGUUCAGGCGCCCGGUGGAGCACAUUUCGGCCCAGGAAAUGGAGACAUAUGGCUGGAGAAAGUGUUCUGCAAUGGCACGGAGACUGAGCUGUCACACUGUGGGGCUGUGAUGUCCAAGAAGAACCUCUGUGUCCACUCCCAGGAUGCCUCUGUCAUUUGUGAAGAAAAGACGCAGGUCUAGCCGAGAGGGAGGCAGGCGAAUGUCGUCUUUCUGGUUCCUUGCAGCAUUGCCCCGUCUCUUCUACACAUUAUUCCAUCCCGUACAUCUGCUCCAAUGACAGCUGGCUACCAGGCCACAGAGAAUGAAAUAUCCAAAAUUCUCCAAUCACAGACAGAUGUACGGACACGGCGACCAACUGAUGACCUAAACGUCUUACUGUCACCCCCGGCCUCGCCUUUAUCUGCUUCUUAUAGGUCACCAUGUCCUCCCAGCAGUUCUGUCCAGCACUCUCCUGAGCAGCAUGAUGGGGCACUACCGGGCACUCUGCAGUCUCUCCAAAGGUUGGAGAACGCUCUAACGCCUAGAGGCCAAUGGACAUGAUGGUACGUUCGCCAGUAUCCGGAAGGCAAUCAGUGCCGCCAUUCCACCUACAAACUAUAUCUUACCGCCACCUAACAAAAAUAAAAUUUCUGCCGAAAAA